GACUAGCCCAUGAAUGAAGGAAAAAAAAAACAGAAUUAUUCCUUGCCCCAUCCUCAUUAAAAUACUCAAGAUAGACAUCGACAUCUCUUCAACUUCCAGAAUUCCCUUGUUCAGAAAAAGGUGGGAUGUUGGAGAGAAAUAAUCCAAGCAAGUAUAUCUCGGCUACAUGCGGGGGUCAGCAUGACGUCGAUCCGAAGCCAACCGCCUCCUCCGCAUUCCUUCAAAAGAGAGAAAAGACACUGGAGAGAAGAACAUCGUCCUACUUUAUGUUUAGUCCCGUCUCUUCAUAUUCCAAUGAUGUUGUCGCUGUUUUCGCGUCGCAUGUCUCGCGUCUCGCAGUCCCUACCCCGAUUUACAACCACGCAGCGAUGGAGUAGUUCCAUCUCCCAACGCCCAGGGUCAGACCGAGUCCGAUUCCCUGGUGCCGUGAACAGUAAAUUCACCACAGAUAUGAGCUUCGUCAACCCUUCCAACACCCCUAGCAUUCCAACCUACCGAGUAAUGGAUUCCGAUGGUGUGCUUGUCGAUAAGAGCAGGAAACCGCCCAAUGUCUCCAACGAGCAGGUCCUGACGUGGUACAAGAAUAUGUUGACCGGUAGGUGGGGGAAAGAGCAAAUAAGCAAAUAAAAGCCCUGGUUUUAGGUGCUGUUGUUCUGACUGGAGCAAUACAGUAUCGGCUGGAGAAGAAGGAAUUAGUGUUGGCUCAGCGGCCGCACUGACACCUGACGACGUUGUAUUCGCACA
Messenger RNA from Aspergillus ochraceoroseus IBT 24754, 744 nucleotides. RefSeq lists its product as uncharacterized. The transcript is spliced from 3 exons. The record is from RefSeq and is a predicted model, not a curated record. NCBI's taxonomy places the organism in Eukaryota, Fungi, Ascomycota, Eurotiomycetes, Eurotiales, Aspergillaceae. Bases 181 to 627 code for a protein of 148 amino acids.